AUGCUGGAGUUGAACAUCACUCUGGUUAGUGAGUUCAUCCUGGUGGGCUUCCCCACUGCCCCAUGGCUGCAGAUCCUGCUCUUCUUCCUCUUCCUUCUGGUCUACCUGCUAGUGAUAACAGAGAAUCUUGUUAUCAUGUUCACUGUCUGGGUCACUGGCUCCCUCCACAAGCCUAUGUACUAUUUCCUGAGUAGCUUGUCCUUUCUGGAAGUUUGGUAUGUCUCUGUGACACUCCCCAAGAUGCUGGAUGGAUUUCUCCUACAGAGACGGCGCAUCUCCUUCACAGGAUGCAUGACCCAGCUCUACUUCUUUGUCUCACUCGCCUGCACAGAAUGUGUGCUCCUGGCAGCCAUGGCCUAUGACCGCUACGUGGCCAUCUGCCAUCCUCUUCGAUAUCCAGUCAUCAUGACUACAGGUUACUGUAUGCAGCUGGUGGCCCUCUCCUACAUGAGUGGCUUCACAGUCUCUGUGAUCAAAGUCUAUUUUAUCUCACAUGUUGCUUUCUGCGGUUCCAAUGUCAUGAACCACUUCUUCUGUGAUAUCUCACCAAUCCUCAAAUUGGCAUGCAAAGACAUGUCCACAGCUGAGCUAGUGGACUUUGCGUUGGCCAUUGUCAUUCUUGUUUUUCCUCUCAUCACCACAGUCCUCUCUUAUAUCUACAUUGUGUCCACCAUUCUGCGCAUACCCUCCACCCAGGGAAGGAAGAAGGCCUUCUCCACCUGUGCAUCCCACCUCACUGUGGUCAUAAUUUAUUACACAGCCAUGAUUUUCAUGUAUGUUCGUCCCAGAGCUAUUGCAUCAUUUAAUUCCAACAAACUCGUCUCAGCUGUGUAUGCAGUACUCACACCUAUGCUAAAUCCCUUUAUUUACUGCCUAAGGAACCAGGAAGUCAAAAAUGCCAUCAAAAAGACUUUAGGGGGCAGCUAG
Molecule: messenger RNA, 927 nt
Organism: Dipodomys ordii (Ord's kangaroo rat)
Lineage: Eukaryota; Metazoa; Chordata; Mammalia; Rodentia; Heteromyidae
Product: olfactory receptor 6-like
Exons: 1
Coding region: 1-927 (308 amino acids)
Biological process (GO): G protein-coupled receptor signaling pathway
Cellular component (GO): membrane
Molecular function (GO): olfactory receptor activity; G protein-coupled receptor activity
Source: RefSeq, a predicted model, not a curated record